Molecule: messenger RNA, 4434 nt
Organism: Trichoderma atroviride IMI 206040
Lineage: Eukaryota; Fungi; Ascomycota; Sordariomycetes; Hypocreales; Hypocreaceae
Biological process (GO): proteasome-mediated ubiquitin-dependent protein catabolic process; regulation of protein catabolic process
Cellular component (GO): nucleus; proteasome storage granule; proteasome complex
Molecular function (GO): enzyme regulator activity
Source: RefSeq, a predicted model, not a curated record
AUGCCUGGCUUGGUAUCAGCAACCGGCGUGCUCGCCUUCCUGGCCGAUGAGGAGCCCGAGCUCCGAGUCUUCGCCUUGCAGACGCUCAACGACGACAUCGACACCGUCUGGACCGAGGUCGCCGGCAGCUUGAGCCAGAUCGAGGCCCUCUACGAAGACGAGUCCUUCUCCGAGCGUCAGCUUGCAGCUCUUGUGCUUGCCAAGGUGUACUACCAUUUGCAGGCGUACAAUGACAGCAUGGUCUUUGCCCUGGCCGCAGGGGACCUGUUCAAGAUUGAAGCUCCCGGAGAGUUCGAGGAGACCAUCAUCUCCAAGUGCGUGGACCAGUACAUCGCCGCCACGUCCGCCAAGCAUACCGCUCCCAAAACCGCCAAGCCGUCAGACCUGCCUGAGCUGUCAACCACCUUUGCCAGCUCCACCGAAGGCGCCGUCCUGUCUCCCACGACUCCCUUCUCCCAGACUACCCUGCCGCCGAAAUCUCUACUUUCUCGCGCUUCCAUCGACAACACCAUACUAGACGCAACCUUCCAGCCUGUGACAAAGGAAGGCCGCGCGGGAUCUAUUACUCAGCUGCCCAACAAUGUGGCCGAGGCUUCUCUGCAGAGAAUCAUCGACCGCCUGUUCGAGAGCUGCUUAAAGCAGGGCCGGUACAGGCAAGUCGUUGGUAUUGCUGUUGAGGCCAAGAAUCUCGAUAUCCUAAGGCGAAUUAUCAAGCGCGCCAGCGAGGAUGAGAAAUUGUCCAAGGCCAAGGGAACUGAUGGCCAGCCCGGUCCCGCCGAAGAGCUGAUGGAGUACAUUCUGGGCAUAUGCAUGGAUGUCGUUCAAGAGAGAGCCUUCCGCACAGAGAUCUUGCGGUUAAUUCUUGAUCUGUUAAGCGACAUCCCGAACCCCGACUACUUCGCCAUCGCCAGAUGCGUCGUCUACCUCAACGCAGACGAGGAGGCAUCACGAAUGCUCCGGAACCUUGUUGCCAAGGACGACCGCACUGCGACCGCCAACGCAUAUCAAAUCGCAUUUGAUCUUUACGACAACGGCACACAGGAAUUCCUCGGCAAGGUCUUGACUUCUCUUCCCUCUGGGGAGCCCCCAAAGAAGGAGGAGGGAGCUGAGGGCGGUGACAAGGCCGAGGAGAGCGAAUCGCUUUUGGCGAACCAACAGAGCGCACCUGAAGAUGAGCUUCCCGAAGAGGUGGCCAAGGUUUACCGCAACAUUCGGUCUAUCCUCGACGGCUCCAAGACUAUCCGCCUGAACCUCGAAUUCCUCUACCGCAACAACCACACGGAUCUGAGCAUUCUCAACAAGGUCCGAGACAGCCUGGAGGGUCGUAAUUCCAUCUUCCACACUGCUGUCACCUUUUGCAAUGCUUUCAUGAACCAGGGCACGACAAAUGACAAGUUCUUCCGAGACAACCUCGAGUGGCUCGGAAAGGCUGUCAACUGGUCCAAGUUCACUGCUACAGCUGCCCUCGGAGUUAUCCACCGUGGUAAUCUGUCGCAGUCUCGAAAGCUUCUCGAGCCGUAUCUUCCCAAGCAAGGUGGCCUCAGCAAUGGGUCCAUCUUUAGCCAAGGAGGUGCUCUGUAUGCCUAUGGCCUCAUCCACGCCAAUCACGGUGCAGGAGCCCUGGAGUAUUUGAAGAUGCAAUUCAGCCAAGCUGAAGAGGAAGUCGUCCAGCAUGGUGGCGCCCUGGGCUUGGGUAUUGCUGGUAUGGGCACCGGUGACAGCGAGAUUUUCGAGAAGCUUAAGGAUGUUCUCUUCCAAGACUCUGCUCUCAAUGGCGAAGCUGUUGGUCUGGCCAUGGGUUUGAUCAUGCUUGGCACCGGAAACGUCAAGGCCCUGGAGGACAUGAUUACGUAUGCUCACGAGACAACCCAUGAAAAGAUUGUCCGCGGUGUGGCUAUUGGUAUGGCUCUGAUCAUGUACGGCCGCCAAGAGGGCGCCGAUGUCUUGAUCGAGGGCCUGCUCAACGACCCUGAUCCCACUCUGCGCUAUGGUGGUAUCAUGACCGUUGCUCUGGCCUACUGCGGCACUGGCAGCAACAAGGCUAUUCGAAAGCUGCUUCACACUGCUGUGAGCGAUGUCAACGAUGAUGUUCGCCGAAUUGCCGUCAUGAGUCUGGGCUUCAUUCUCUUCCGCAAGCCCGGCAGCGUCCCCCGUAUGGUUGAGCUCCUGUCUGAAUCUUACAACCCGCACGUCCGGUACGGUUCCGCCAUGGCACUGGGUAUUUCUUGCGCUGGCACCGGACUCGACGAGGCCAUUGACCUUCUCGAGCCCAUGAUGAAGGAUCCGACCGACUUUGUCCGACAGGGUGCCCUCAUCUCACUUGCCAUGAUCAUGGCACAGCAAAAUGAAGUCAUGAACCCCAAGGUGUCUUCCAUUCGAAAAACGCUUAAGAAGGUGGUUGGUGACCGACACGAGGAUGCCAUGACCAAGUUUGGCGCUGCCCUUGCUUUGGGUAUCAUCGACGCUGGUGGUCGCAACUGCACCAUUGGCCUGCAAACCCAGACCGGCAACUUGAACAUGGCCGGUAUCGUUGGUAUGGCGGUCUUCACCCAGUACUGGUACUGGUUCCCUUUCACCCACUUCCUGUCUCUCAGCUUUUCGCCGACCGCCAUUAUCGGCCUUGAUCACGACCUGGAGAUGCCAGACUUCAAGUUCCACUGCGCCACUCGCCAGAGCCUGUUUGAUUAUCCCCCGGAGCAAGAGGUCAAGACAGAAGAGGGACCAGCUCUUAUUGCGACUGCCAUUUUGUCCACCACAGCUCAGGCUAAGAGGAGAGCCCAGAAGAAGGAACGGGCUCAGCGUCGUGAAAGCAUGGACAUCGACAGUGCCCCAGCUAAGAGUGGAGACAAGAUGGAAGUCGACGACGACAAGGUCAAGGAAGAGACAAAGGACAAGAAGGAGUCUGACGACAAGGAUACGGCAUCCACCGACGCCAAGAAGAAGCCCGAGAAAGAAAAGGUUGGCUACGAAAUUGAAAACAUGAGCAGAGUCCUGCCUGGCCAACUGAAGUAUAUCAGCUUCCCAGCUGGUCGCUACAAGCCAGUCAAGAAGCCAACUGGUGGCCCUCUCCUUCUUGAUGAUACCCAGCCUGACCAACCCAAGUCUCUUCUUGAAGAGAAGCUGAAGAAGGUGACCACCGAACGCGCCCCUGUAGCCGGACAACAGCCUAGCAGAGGUGGCGCAGGUCGCACCGCGGGCUCUGGCAGAUCUAUUCUCGAGGGCAUCGUCGACCCUAAUAGCAGAGGCGUCAACCCCCUCAUGGAGCAGCUUCUACGGAGCCAGGGACGCUCUCCCUUUGGCGGUCUUGUAGACCCCAGCACUCCUGGUGGUGAUAUUGGCUCAGGGGCGGCGGCGGCAGCUGGCGUGCUCACUGCCGUAGAUGAAGAUGGCGAAGGUGAUGAGGAAGCUGGUGUGCCCAACGCAUUCGACUACUUCUCCGACGGAGACGACGAAGAUGAAGAGUAGGUGGUCUUGUUCUAAUGUCGUGGCGACGAAUGCUAGGCGGGGAAUGCGGUAGCUUUACAGAUUUGUAUCAAUAUACAUACGAAUUAGAAGGGGGCGGCUGGCUGGCUAGAUUUAUUUCGGGCGAGUCUUUUGAAAAUCAAGGACGAUGAGCAGCGGACAAGAGAGGGCGUUGAAGGGAUUGAACGGAACGAAGAGAUAAACCAAAAAAGUGAUAAUACAACAUUUAGUCUUCUAUAUGCUGUUGAAGCAAGUGUGUAUGAUGUAUAACAUCAAGACAAAAGAUUGGUUAAUUAACUCUAUUGUCAUGUAGCCUAGUAGCUUGUCGAUUCUAAUCUGUCCAAAGGGUAUAAGAUGUACAAAUAAAAAGAAAGAAAAAAGGAGACAAAGAAAAGACAUCGAACUCCUGCCCUUAUGACCCGGCUCUGUCUACGCUAUGCUAAUUCGUACAUCCGUGAUUGGAUUGAACGAAGCGCACUUACGAUUUUAAACCAAAGAGAAAAGGUAAAGACAAAAAAAAAAAAGGGAAGAACAAGUGACAAAGAAGAAGAAUAUCAUUCUCAUUCUUUUCCAUCUUGAGAAUCAUCGCUCUUCUUCUUCUUCUUCACAAUGAUUGCAUUGGGGGAACAAUCAGUGCAGACCUGGACUCGAUGCCAGGCAGUCGCGAGAUUGCCUCGAAAGUUCCACGUCGCAGCAUGGCUCUCGGGCUGAGUAUUGUAAACCUCAUCUGUUGCCUUGAUAGCAACCAUAGUACACUUCUUGUUGUUUUUCGUAGUUACAGCGUUCUCGUUGGCGCCCCUUGUCGCAGCACCUCUUCUAAUGGUGUUCUUGUCCUCGUCGCUCUCCUGGUUGGACGUUGCGUCUUGUGGACUUUUGAAUGCUUCCAAGGGUAUAUCUCCGUUGAAUUUCCACUGUUUCCAGCUCCAGGCCUUGCCAUCUACCUUUGGCGCUUGGUCGGGGAGCAGAUUCGCU